CAUGGGCUAUAGAUUGGAAUGGGGCCUUUCAUAACGCUAUGGUGGGGCUGUGCCUUCCAUUGUGUCAUUUGUCGAUGAGGCAGUGUUUGUUUACGGUGCGGCUCCCCACGUGCAGGUGUGGGAGUCAUGUCUUGCUCCGGGGAUAGCAACGCACUUCCGACUAUGGCUUCCUGCAGUGCUUUGGCGAGGAGGAGUGUCAGCAGGUCGUCCAGGGAAGGAGUGAAGAGGUGUCAUUCCCGGAACAGGAGCAGCAGCUCCAGUGCCUCGCCUGUUGGGCGGGGAAGCAGGCGCUCUGGCUGCAGGCGGAGGUCACCCACCCACUUGCAUGCCCGGUCCCCCCACCGAGCAUGAUACUGCGCCUGGGCCUUCUUUGCACUUUGUGUUGGAUGAGUUGGCAGUCUUAAGAGGUGAAAUUGCCAAGCUCAGUGCCAACCCGCCAAAGUCCGAAGAGGUGAAGAGGCCACUGCUUCUACAAGACAACCAUCCCCUGCUAACUUUUCUGGUUUUGUUGCUGAGAGUAGUGAGGAAGGUGAGAUCACAGAAAAACCCCGAGGAGCAGUGUUUUGCUCCUGAAUGCGAAAGACUUGGGGCCCCCUGACAUGGUUUCUGUGGACAUUGAUGACCAGGUUGCAGGGAUGGUCAACUUCUUGUUUGACAAUGGCAUGCAGGACAAGGACUACAAGGCCAUCUCUGAGGAUGUGCUUACCACACGACCUAAGAAUUGUCCUGCGCUGGCUCCUGUGGAGUGCAACCCACAGAUCCUGGAAGCACUGAAAACAGAUGCAAGAAAAGCAGAUGCUCACCUCAAGGAUGUAUGUGGGGGCAUUCUUAAGGCAGGUACUAUUCUUACUAAAUCUCUUCUGGCCUUGGAUCAGGUUGCACAGGAGUCCACUCACCUUGUCGUGGAGCGGGAGGUGAAUAAUAUUAAUGGUACCUGGGCACUUCUUGGCCACGCUAAUCAUAAGAAUAAUUUGGCGAGACGGUUUGUGAUGAAGAGGGAAAUUAACCAAAAAUAUUCCCACUUGUGUUCAGAUAAGUUGCCGAUGUCCCGUUUACUGUUUGGUGAUGAUGUGACUCAGUCUACCAGGCAGAUUGAGGAAUCUGAAAAGCUGCGGCAUAAACUAGCAGCCAAGAAAACAACCCCUGUUCUGUGGAGGUUCACAAGUGGCAGGUCCAGAGGCUUCUGGGGGAGGACGACUCACAGGACCUACUCACCUAGGUUCCAGCCCUACGGACUGCUCAGGGGCGUCAGGAGUGGCCAGCAGCAACAGCAGCUUCGUCCAGACCAGGAGUCAAAAAACGCCAGGGGCUGGGGUCACUUCAGGCCCUGGCGUUAGCUGAGGUUGGAGAAAAUUACUGACGCUUGUACGAGACUGCUUGGGAAAAGUAGAGAUAAGAUUUGGGAGAUGGCUAGAGUUACUGGCCUCCUGGUUGCUGCUAUUCCGGCAGUGGAGAUGGGCAAGCUGCAUUAUCGGCAGUUGGAAAUGGAGAAAAUUGCAGCAUUGUAGGUUGAAAGGGGAAAUUUUGAUUGGUGGAUGUCCAUUACGGAAGGGAUGAAAUCAGACUUAUGCUGGUGGAUUGAUAACAUUACCACACAGGACAGAAAAUUUUUUAGACCAGGCACUGAUAUCCACUUGUAUAAUGAUGCUUCUACUUUAGGUUGGGGAUGUCACCUUAACCAACGGUGUACUGGUGGUGGAUGGUCCUGGGAAGAGAGAUUGUUGCAUAUCAACGCUCUUGAACUUAAAGCUAUUUUCUUAAGUCUUCAGACGUUCAGACUGGACCUAAUUGGUAAACAUAUUAAAGUUUUUUGUGACAACACCACUGCUAUCAAUUAUAGUGCCUGGGUUACAUGCUCACAUAUUCCAGGUAAGGACAACACAAUUGCCGACAUGCAGUAACACACAAUUAAUGAUAGGCAUGAGUGGAAGCUUAAUGAAAAUGUUUUUCAACUUUUGUGUGGGGUGUUUGGCACACCAGUUAUAGACUUGUUUGCCUCAAGACUUAAUAAGCAAAUUGCUUCUCUUUGUUCCUGGCACCCGGACCCAGAAGCAGGAUUCUUCGAUGCCUUCUUGCUAAACUGGGCUAACUUUGACCUGUCCUACAUGUUUCCACCAUUUUCUUUGAUUGCUAGGUGCCUACAGAAGCUGCGGGCAGAAGGGGCGAGGGGGUGGAUGAUUGUUCCCAUGUGGAUGUCACAGCCAUGGAUGGGGACUUUGCUCGGCAUGUUGGUUGACCACCCCCGCCUCAUUGCAAUGAGAAGAGGUGUUCUCACACAUCCGUCCUCCAAUGCGGAGCAUCCGGUCAUGCGUCACACCAGACUAAUGAGAUGCUUGCUGUCAGGGAGCAGGUCCGAGCACAAGGAGUAUCUGCAGAGGGUGCGGAUAUCAUCGUGGCCUCAUGGACAGCAGGUACAGAGAAGCAGUACCGACCGCAUUUCAGAAGAUGGUCGCAGUUUUGUAGUAGGUGGAACAUCAAUUCCAUUAAUCCCAAUGUCAGCGACAUAAUAAACUUCUUGUCUGAUACUUUUCACAGAAAUGUGAGGUAUGAAUCGGUCAUUACGGCGAGAAAUGCUAUCUCUUCUUUAGGCAUUGUAGUGGAUGGUUGCAGGGCUGGUAACCACUCCUUGGUCAUCAGAUUUAUGAAGGGAGUAUUUAACCUGAGACCACCCCUACCUAGGUAUGCUGCGACUUGGGACGUCCAGCCUGUUCUAAGGCAGUUGCAAUCCAUGCACCCGUUGCACACAUUGUCUCUUAAGGACUUGACUCUAAAAUUAGUUAUGUUGAUGGCACUGACACAGGCUGUGAGAUUACAGACUUUGCACUUAUUGACAAUUAAGGGUUUAUGCAUCGAGCAGGAUUUCAUUAUGGUUCCCCUAAGUGGAAACAUCAAGCAAUGCAGGCCGCAGUUUAAUGUGCAUGUGAUAAAAUUUCAAGCUUAUCUUAAGGAUGCAAGCUUCUGUGUGUAUGGAACUUUACGGCAGUAUCUUGCCAGAACACAGGAACUUAGACAAGGCAUGGAGCAGGAGUCUUAUAGUUUAUUUCUCAGCUUCAUCAAACCACACAAAGCAGUUACUAGAGACACCAUUGCUCGGUGGCUCAGGAAGAUGUUGGAUAGGUCAGGGAUAGGUACUACUAGAUUUACGGUUGGCAGUGUUCGAGCGACUGCAGCAUCCAAGGCCAAGGUUAUGGCGGUGCCCAUUAAUUGUAUUAUGGCGAAAGCAGGGUGGACAAGGGCAAGUAAUUUUGCUAAAUUUUAUGAUAGGCAUGUGGGCACAACAGACCCAUUUCAGGAUGCUAUACUACAAUAAUAAUGAGUUUUUUGCAAAUUUUUCUAUGAACACUGUGGAAUGUUUUUUUGCUGAUGGAGGCAGACAGGAUGUAUUUUGGACUCUGGAGAAUUUAGGAUGGAUUUGUUAAAGUAUUGAUUGGGUGGUUGGUAUGUUGGGGACCAAUGUCUGGGUGAUGCAUUUAUUUUCGGAUUUAAUGUAACGUUUUGUAUAAUGAAGGUUACUGGUUUGCACAGUUUAUUUUUGUCAUCCUACAUUCUGGUUUGGUUAUUCGGUUACAAUUUACCAGGAACAACACCCACGUGGCUUCAAAGCCUCAUGGGAAUGCUUACCUCAACAGAGGGUGAUUUGACGAAGUAA
Molecule: messenger RNA, 3649 nt
Organism: Portunus trituberculatus (swimming crab)
Lineage: Eukaryota; Metazoa; Arthropoda; Malacostraca; Decapoda; Portunidae
Exons: 2
Coding region: 2330-3310 (326 amino acids)
Biological process (GO): DNA recombination; DNA integration
Molecular function (GO): DNA binding
Source: RefSeq, a predicted model, not a curated record